GAGCUCACAGGACAACAACACACUUUUAUAGGAUUGAGCUUUUUUUGCAUGAGGAGCAUUUCGAGCCAUGCAGGAAAUGAGUACUGACUCAUGGUAAUGACUUCCUGUUGUUUGCAAAGUACGCUUCAUGGUGGAGCUCUUCUCCAUCAUCAUGUGGCAUCAAGGCAUGAGGCUCCUAAUUCCACACACUCCUCAAAGUGGCCAUUUCAGCAUCAAAAGGGCAUGCUGCAUGGCUAAUGUGAGCGAAAGGUGUGAGAUUUCUCGUCAGUCCACUCCGGGGGCUCUUUAUUGGGCCUCUAGAAAGCCGUCUGAUCCUCGGGCCUGGCUGUAUAUUGGCAGCUGUUAACAGCACAGAACAGGGGGAUCCGUGCAGUCAAAGCAAAUGGCCAAAGACUGACACCUGGGAGCUGGAAGGAACAUCAGUGGCCAAGGUGGCUGCUGGGCAGACGCGUUGAGGUCGCCUUCUGUAUCCGACUGACUGCAAGCAGCAGGGGCCUCUCCAGUCCAAACCGGAGCUGACCCAGUCACUUGUGAGACACUGAGCACCUCCUGUUGGCUCCUCCAUAUAUCCAUAUAUACUGGAAACGCACACUCAUCAACAUAAGUCAUUCUACUGUUAAGAAACGGGGCCCUCACUCAUCAAUGUGCCGCUUCAAAGCCUGGGAAUGGCCGUCUUGACCCCACCCACUGCAGGAGCCCCCUUAAAAGUCAUGGUCGUCCCAAAGCCAGGGACUGAAGGACGUUCACUUGGAUUCUUUACACAAGAAGAAGACUGGAUAUCACCACCUGGAUUCCUUAUUGGAUUUUUAUAUGCUUUUGAAUCUUAAGCAUGCAGUCCAUCAGAGACUUAAAGACCAACUUCAGUGGCCCUCCGUCCUCCACCAUGGCUCCUGGUGGUGAUGCUUACCUCCAGGGUAACAUCCGCAUGACUUUGGAGGACCCCAACCUGUGGAGGACUUUUCACGAAAUCGGAACAGAGAUGAUCAUCACCAAACCUGGCAGGAGGAUGUUUCCGCACUGCAAAGUGAAUCUCUCUGGUCUAAUCCCAUGUGCCAAGUACAUUUUACUGGUGGACAUGGUUCCAGAGGACGGCUUUAGAUAUAAGUGGAAUAAAGAGAAAUGGGAGGUGGCGGGAAAAGCGGAGCCUCAGCCUCCCUGCAGGACUUACCUGCAUCCUGACUCUCCUGCUCCGGGGAGCCACUGGAUGAAGCAGUCCAUCUCGUUCCUCAAGCUCAAGCUCACCAACAAUACGCUCGACCAGCACGGCCAUAUUAUUUUGCACUCAAUGCAUCGCUACCACCCUCGCUUCCACAUUGUUCAGGCCGAUGACCUGUUCAGCGUCCGCUGGGGCGUUUUCCAGACCUUCACCUUCCCGGAGACAUCCUUCACAGCCGUCACCGCCUACCAGAACACAAAGAUCACCAAACUGAAGAUCGAUCACAACCCGUUCGCCAAAGGUUUCCGUGAUGAAGGCACAACGAAGAAAAGGCGUGCAAGCAAGAACCCGGGUGGUCUGGAGAAGCAAGCCAAGAUCUCAGAAAUGACCAGAGACUCUGAGGAGGACAGUCCACCAGAAUUCUGCCGCUCCUCUUUUGAGGGUUACGAGGGAGAUGAAGGAGAGCUGCAAAAGAGGAAGGAGGAGGAUGAGAUCAAGGAGGAGCGCUACUCCCCCUGGUCUGCAGAGCGGGAGCACGGCAUGAGGAACGGAUCGCCUCCUACUGCUGAUUCUCAGGACCUUUACAGCACAGAGCAGCUGGUUCCUGCUCCAGCAUCCUACCAGCCUUACAGGUUCCAUGAGUAUGGAAAGUCCCCCUCCCCGUCCUCCAGUGUUGGCAGCAGUACCAGUGGAUCAGGGCGCAGCAAUUUUGAGUCCAGGGUCCCCGAUGUUGCCACCGUCCCCGAACAUGACUCGUCAAAGCCCCGCACUCAUGAGGUCACCCCCUCCCCCUGCAUCCCCCAGGACUACCCCGGGGUGCUCAACAUGAGCAUGGCCCAAGCUGGCAAGCCUGGCGUGAUUGGCCACCACAUCUACAACCACUACAGCGCCGAGCAGCCCCUGGCUCAGUGGAGCAGUUCUGGUCCUGCCCAGUACCCGCCUCCUCACCACCUGACCGCCGACUACACCACGCAGGCAGUGCACCACGGCUAUCACCAUGGCAACGUGGCCGAGUGGAGCCAGUACCCGCUGUUCUCGUAUUCUUGCUGGUGAGGGCAUCCGAGUGACGUCCUCCAUGCCGCUGCUCCUUCACGUUACCACAGUGUUGCGCUUGAAGCCACCAGACACGCGGCGUGCACCUUUCGAGACCCGCCAUGAGAACACCACACCUGCUGAUAGACUCGCUAUGACGACUAAAGUGUGCAAUGCCAUACUGCGGAAGUGUUUUAUUGUUGAGUUGUCUAUUUAUUUUGUAUUUCAUUCCAUUCUCAAGUGAAUAUAUUAUUUUUGUAAAAAAAAACAAAACAUAAAACAUAAG
Messenger RNA from Dunckerocampus dactyliophorus (ringed pipefish), 2474 nucleotides. RefSeq names its product T-box transcription factor 16 (gene tbx16). Lineage: Eukaryota; Metazoa; Chordata; Actinopteri; Syngnathiformes; Syngnathidae. The coding region runs from base 830 to 2209 and encodes 459 amino acids. Gene Ontology annotation, molecular function: RNA polymerase II cis-regulatory region sequence-specific DNA binding; DNA-binding transcription factor activity, RNA polymerase II-specific. The record is from RefSeq and is a predicted model, not a curated record. Gene Ontology annotation, cellular component: nucleus. Gene Ontology annotation, biological process: pattern specification process; cell fate specification; positive regulation of DNA-templated transcription. The transcript has 11 exons.